Aspergillus steynii IBT 23096 is the source of this 3243-nucleotide messenger RNA. RefSeq names its product peroxidase/cytochrome P450 family protein. NCBI's taxonomy places the organism in Eukaryota, Fungi, Ascomycota, Eurotiomycetes, Eurotiales, Aspergillaceae. Gene Ontology annotation, molecular function: oxidoreductase activity, acting on paired donors, with incorporation or reduction of molecular oxygen; heme binding; monooxygenase activity. Gene Ontology annotation, biological process: response to oxidative stress. The transcript has 7 exons. Bases 1 to 3243 code for a protein of 1080 amino acids. The record is from RefSeq and is a predicted model, not a curated record.
AUGGCCGAGUUAAACGGUAACUCAACCAUAAACGGGGUUGGCCAGUCUAUCCAGAAGAUCGAGAAGGUCAUAUCUGCGUCGCUGCGGCCAUUGCCAACUGAGACGGGGGAUGGCACGUAUGUCACGUCGGCAACAAGAUCACACCUUGUCGAAGACAUCAGCCGUCUCGACCUCGGCGAUGUCAAGACCAUCGUGAAUAUCGCCAAGAGUGCUGCGACGGGCGAGCCGGUGGACGAUAAGCGUUAUAUCACGGAAAAGUUGAUCCAACUUGCUUCUGGACUGCCCUCCACCUCUCGUACUGGUGCCGAAUUGACGAACACUUUUCUCAACCAAUUGUGGAAUGACCUAGAACAUCCACCAGUCUCCUAUUUGGGCCGUAACUACGCAUACCGCGAGGCUGAUGGCUCCGGCAAUAACAUUCUUUGGCCCCAGAUUGGUGCCGCUGGCUCCCAUUAUGCAAGAUCUGUAAGGCCUCAGACAGUACAGUCUCCGGCGCUUCCCGAUCCGGAAUCUCUCUUCGAUUCCCUCCUGGCGCGAAAGGACUUUAAAGAACACCCAAAUAAGAUCUCCAGCAUUUUGUUCUAUAUAGCAUCUAUUAUAAUUCAUGACCUGUUUCAAACAGACCGAGAUGAUGGGACAACUUCCGUCACCUCGUCGUAUUUGGAUCUCUCGCCACUUUAUGGCAACAAUUCGGAUGAGCAAAGUCUUGUCAGAACAUUCAAGGAUGGCAAGUUGAAACCGGAUUGCUUCUCAUCGCGACGUGCAUUGGGAUUCCCUCCAGGUGUCUGUGUGAUUCUGAUCAUGUUCAACCGUUUCCACAACCAUGUGGUUGACGAACUGGCAUCAAUUAAUGAGAACGGAAGAUUUACCAAACCAGACGAAUUGAAUGUCAAGGAGUACGCAAAGUACGACAACGAUCUUUUCCAGACUGGACGCCUUGUGACCUGUGGAUUAUACGUCAACAUAAUCCUCAAAGACUACGUUCGGACGAUUUUGAACAUCAAUCGCACUGACAGCACCUGGAGCUUGGACCCUCGUGCGGAGAUCAAAGACAGUCUGCUCGGGCAGGCAGCUGCCCGAGCUACAGGAAACCAGAUAUCCGCUGAGUUCAAUCUUGUUUAUCGCUGGCAUUCGUGUAUAUCCAAACGCGACGAGAAAUGGACACGAGACUUGUAUAGCAAGAUCUUCCCCGGAAGGGACCCCAGCAAUAUCCCUCUGCCAGAAUUCGUCCGAGGUCUUGGUAAGUGGGACGCGGAACUAUCGGGCCAACCAGACGAGCGCGAGUUUGCUGGACUGCAACGCAAUGCGGACGGAAGUUUCGACGAUGACGCUUUGGCCGAGAUUUUCAGGGAAAGCGUAGAGGACUGCGCAGGCGCAUUCGGUGCCUCCAAUGUCCCGACCGUCUUCAGAAGUGUUGAAGCGCUGGGUAUUAUGCAAGCCCGUUCCUGGAAUUUGGCAACUUUGAACGAGCUUCGGAGAUAUUUCAACCUUGUUGCCCACAAGACCUUUGAAGACAUCAAUCCUGAUCCCUACAUAGCUGACCAGCUGAGACGGCUGUAUGAUCACCCCGAUCUCGUGGAAAUUUACCCGGGGGUCAUCGUGGAGGAUACGAAGGAACCAAUGGUUCCCGGCAGCGGUCUUUGCACCAACUUUACAACGUCGAGGGUUAUUCUUUCCGAUGCGGUGGCUUUAGUGCGUGGUGAUCGCUUUUACACGGUUGACUACACACCAAAACACCUGACCAAUUGGGCCUUCAAAGAAAUCCAGCCACAAGACUCCGUUGAUCAAGGCCAUGUCUUCUACAAAUUGGUUUUGCGAGCAUUUCCGAAUCACUUCAGAGGGGAUUCUAUCUAUGCCCACUUUCCGAUGGUCAUUCCAUCCGAGAACAAGCAGAUCUUGACCAAACUCGGGGUUGCCGAACACUACAGUUGGGACAGUCCUAGCUUUGUGCCUCUCCCUCGAUUCAUCAAUUCACAUUCUGCGUGCAUGUCAAUUUUAUCGGACCAAGAGACGUUCAAGGUGACAUGGGGCAAGAAAAUUGAAUUUCUCAUGCGGCGCGGCAGUCAUCAGUAUGGCCGAAGUUUCAUGCUGUCUGGGGGUGAUUUACCGAAUGCGGCGUCGCGCAAGAUGAUGGGAGCAGCUUUAUACCGAACGAGGUGGGAAGAGGAAGUGAAAGACUUCUACGAGCAGAUCACCUUGAAGCUCUUGCACCGAAACUCCUACAAGAUCGCCGGGGUCAACCAGGCUGACUUCGUCCGCGACGUCGCAAACAUUGCACAGGUGCAUUUCUGUGCGACCGUUUUCUCGUUACCCUUGAAGACCGAAUCUAAUCCUCGGGGCGUGUUCACGGAAGCCGAGCUAUACAAAAUCAUGGCCGUUGUUUUCACUGCCAUCUUCAAUGACGUUGACGUUGCGAAGUCCUUCGAACUGAAUCAGGCAGCUCGAGCGGCAACCCAACAACUUGGACAGCUCACCAUGGCCAACGUUGAAUUUGUGGCCAAGUCCGGCUUUAUUGCCAACUUGGUUAAUAGUCUUCAUCGCCAUGAUGCUCUGACUGACUACGGUGUGCACAUGAUCCAACGCCUGCUUGCCAGUGGUCUCCCAGCGGACGAGAUCGUAUGGACUCACCUAUUGCCAACUGCUGGAGGCAUGGUGGCAAACCAAGGACAGCUCAUCUCCCAGUGUCUUGAUUACUACCUCUCCGAAGAAGGCUCGAUUCACCUGCCGGAGAUAAAUCGACUCGCCAAGGAAGAUACGCCAAAGGCCGAUAGUAUACUGCUUCGCUAUUUCAUGGAAGGUGCUCGGCUGGGGUCAUCUGUUGGCUUAUUUCGCGUGGCAGCAAGUCCUGCCGUCGUUGAAGACAACGGAGAGAAAGUGAGCUUGAAGGCUGGCCAGCACAUCCUUUGCAAUUUGGUAUCGGCGUCGAAGGAUCCUGUCAGCUUCCCGGAACCGGCGAAAGUCAGGCUGGAUCGUGAUAUGAAUCUAUAUGCCCACUUUGGCUUCGGAGCGCAUCAAUGUCUAGGGAUUGGACUCUGCAAGCUGGCACUGACGACGAUGCUCAAGGUGAUCGGGCGCCUCGACAAUCUUCGCCGCGCGCCGGGGCCACAAGGACGCAUCCAAAAACUCCCAGGACCCGGUGGAAUUUCCAAAUACCUGACGGCAGACCAGAGCGGAUUUUCGCCCUUCCCAACCACCAUGAAAAUCCAGUGGGACGGAGAGCUGCCCGAGCUGGAGAUGAAGUAG